Messenger RNA from Triticum aestivum (bread wheat), 883 nucleotides. RefSeq lists its product as uncharacterized. The record is from RefSeq and is a predicted model, not a curated record. The transcript is spliced from 2 exons. The coding region runs from base 97 to 585 and encodes 162 amino acids. Gene Ontology annotation, molecular function: acyltransferase activity, transferring groups other than amino-acyl groups. Lineage: Eukaryota; Viridiplantae; Streptophyta; Magnoliopsida; Poales; Poaceae.
CUGCUAUAUAGGUCUACUGAUUUUCUAAUCGGGGAAGAAGCGGGGGAAAAUUGCAAAAGAGAGCUCCACGUUCGGUCCCCCCAUCCGUGACGAGCUAUGGCGGCGGCCGCGACCGAGGCGACGAUCCUCGAGCUGGACCCUUCGCACGAGCGCGCUGGCCGCGUCAUCGACGACAUCGUGCGGCUGGAGAAGAGGAUCUUCCCGAAGCACGAGUCGCUGGCGCGCUCGUUCCACGACGAGCUCAAACGCCGGAACACCGGCCUGAUCUACUCGACGUCCGGCGUCGGCGACGACGAGGAGGUCGCCGGGUACGCCAUGUACACCUGCGCCACCUCCCUCUGCGCCUCCAUCACCAAACUCGCCGUGAAGGAGAGCUGCCGGAGGCAGGGCCUGGGCGAGGCGCUGCUGCAGGCCGCCGUGGACAGGUGCCGGAGGCGGCGGGUCCAGCGGGUGUCCCUCCACGUCGACCCGGCGAGGACGGCCGCGGUAGCGCUUUACCGGAAGGCCGGGUUCCAGGUGGACGCCACCAUCGAGGGCUACUACUCCGCACAGAGGAAUGCUUACCGGAUGUACAUGGAUCUCUAGAAAUCAUCAGGAUCGGAGCACCAAGGCUUCUUCACUUCGCCGAUUGUGCUGUUGUUGAGUUCAAAUUGUUUUCUUCUUCUAAGUUUACAUGAGUUGAGCUUAUUUACUGUGAAAUGUCUGCGCUCCAAAUUGCCCCAAAUAACAGUAUCUAGGUAAAAAUCUGCGGAUGUAUUACUCAUUUAUGAUGUUGCAGUUUCAGACUAACGGAUAUUACCAAAUGCAAAUAUUGUUGCUGAAGAGCCAACCUCACUGUUGUAUCACUUUGUCAGCAAGAGAAUAUAAUUUAAUGCAACUUCUC